This is a messenger RNA of Rhagoletis zephyria (snowberry fruit fly), 881 nucleotides long. RefSeq lists its product as uncharacterized. Lineage: Eukaryota; Metazoa; Arthropoda; Insecta; Diptera; Tephritidae. The record is from RefSeq and is a predicted model, not a curated record.
AUAUCGAGGCAGCACAUUUGAUUGUGCAAAUAAAUUAAAUAGCGAAGAAGUCAACAAUUGUAGAACCGGGGGUGGCGAAUUAAAUUUUGCAAACGGGAACAUAGAAAUACGCUGAGGGUGACAAAUUAAAUUUUGACAACAACAUCAGGCGUAAUAUCGGCAUAUACAUUAAAAGCGCAUACGCCAAAAACAAGUAAUCCAUCGAGAUGGAAAUCCGUCCAUUCUUGUGCGAAAGUAUUGACAAGGCACUCAUAAGGUCAGAAUGGGAAAAGUGGUUCCGAUCAUUUUCCCUAUAUCUUCAAGCCGAAGAUAUAAGUGAUGCAGUAAAGAUGAAAAAUAAAUUGUUGCACUUGGGCGGCCCACAGCUGCAAGAAGUAGCAUUCAAUAUUCCCGGUGCUUUAGUCGAACAGAGCGAAGGCGUAAAGCCUUUUGACGUAUUAGUAGCCAAACUCAAUGAGUACUUCUCGCCGAAACGAAACUCCACUUUCGAGAGACAUCUAUUCAGAAAUUUAUCACCUAUCGAGGGUGAAAACUUUAACAAAUAUUUGUUACGUCUCCGACAUCAAGUGUCAAAGUGCGAGUUUGGCAACACGACAGAGGAAAUAAAUGAAAUUUGCAUUAAAGACAAAAUCAUAGACUCAUGGGCCCCAGUCGAGCUAAAGAAAAAACUAUUAGAGAAAGAGCAAAGUUUAAGUGAGAUAGUGGACACCUGCCAAAUCUAUGAGCAGAUUGCUAAACAAUCCGUGUCAAUGUUUCCCAAAUCGGCAGAGGAGGCAGUAAAUCGAGUUUAUCGCACAGCGCGAAACAUGAAAAUGAUGAGUGUGGAAGAUGUGGCAAAAAGGGGCAUCGUAGUAACGACUCGAAAUGCCCGGCGAAGUUAG